GGGCCUACGCAGCCUCCCUCGGGUCGGCCUUCCAUGGGGCAUUCUGAGCGUCCUGGGAACCAUGGAAACAGGCCACACCCCUGCGAUUUCGGCCCGAGGCUAGGCAAUGCGCAGGCGCAGGCGCCCUUCCGCGCAUGAGCAGUGUUGCCCUAAGUCCUCCAGCCACGGUCUCGGGCGCCAGCUCCGCGGCUGCCGCUGUCACUAUGGCCCAUUACAAAGCCGCAGACUCGAAGCGCGAGCAGUUCCGGAGGUAUUUGGAGAAGUCGGGGGUGCUGGACACGCUGACCAAGGUGUUGGUAGCCUUAUACGAAGAACCAGAGAAACCUAAUAGUGCUUUGGAUUUUUUAAAGCAUCACUUAGGAGCUGCUACCCCAGAAAAUCCAGAAAUAGAGCUGCUUCGUCUAGAAUUGGCAGAAAUGAAAGAGAAAUAUGAAGCUAUUGUAGAAGAAAACAAAAAACUGAAAACAAAGCUUGCUCAGUAUGAACCACCUCAGGAGGAGAAGCGUGCUGAAUAGAAUUCUUCUCAAUUGAAAAGACAAUGAAAAAUGGUUUUGUAUGACUUGAAUAGUUUGUAUAGUGUAUAAUCUUUUCUGAACAGAUGCUAUAGAACUCUUUUAAUAUGUUAAAAAAAAUCACCUAUCACACUUUAACUGUUCAAACACAUAUUUAGAAUCACCAAUAAAAACUCAAUAUAACUUUCUUUGGGUCUUAAAAGCAGAAGAAUCCAAAGUGAAUCCUGAAAAAAAUAAUCUAAACAGCUACUUAAUAGAUCACCCUAAAGACAUUCUGUUUAUCAGUACGAUGAAGAAUGAUGGUUCUGGUAAUAUUUUAGCCAGAUUAGUUUAGGAUACAAGCACAGGUAUAAUCAUUUUCGGAAGGAAAGUGACCCUGUGUUUCUACUCUGUAGGCAGCUGGACAGAUGUAUGUGAGAUAAGAUGCUUCUGCAGGGGUUCCUACAAACCUUCUGCUCGUUUAUAUAACAGAACAAAUCUCUCCUCUUUUCCACCACUUGCCUUAGACAACUGUGUGUGUGUGCCAGUGUGAACUCUGACACCACUCUUUCCUUCUAUGCAAUCAUGCCCUACUUGAUAAUGUCGCCUUGCUUUACGCUGUGUCAGUGGGUCCGAAUUGCACAUUGGCCUUUGUUACUUUUCAAUUUGCUAUAAUUGUAGUUAUCCUGAUUGUCAUUUAUAUAACUUUAAACAGGAUCGUACUCUUCCCCUGCCUUACUUAGUCGCUUAGUUGAGCACAGAACAGAGGCAAUAUAAGACUCUGGAUUCAUGCACAAGCUGGAAGGAGAAGGGCAUCGAGCCAGAUAUCAUGGGAAACUAUAGUUUGUGGAUAUAAUAAAAUAGUGCUUUUCCCCCUCAAAGUAUUUUUCUAGCCUUGGAUUCAUUUGAUCUUCAUUAACCCUGUGAAGUAGGUAGGGCAAGUAUAAGGGGAGGUUGUGUGCUGAAUUUUUACGCCAAAGACUGAUAUUAAUACUUUUUUUUCCUUAUUAACUGUAGAAUCUUGGGCACACCAGUCAGCUGCACUGAGACUCAUUUUCCCAUCUGUUAAAUGAGAAGGUACUAUCCGUGCUGCCUACCUCACAGGGUUGUUGUGAGGUCACAUGAGAAUGUAUAUGAAAGAUUUGUAAAUGGUAAAGCACUAUAUUCUUGUUCGUUA
This is a messenger RNA of Sorex fumeus (smoky shrew), 1668 nucleotides long. It is a transcript of the gene MYCBP, whose product is annotated as MYC binding protein. The coding region runs from base 135 to 515 and encodes 126 amino acids. Lineage: Eukaryota; Metazoa; Chordata; Mammalia; Eulipotyphla; Soricidae. Gene Ontology annotation, molecular function: transcription coactivator activity. The record is from RefSeq and is a predicted model, not a curated record. Gene Ontology annotation, biological process: regulation of DNA-templated transcription. The transcript is spliced from 5 exons. Gene Ontology annotation, cellular component: nucleus.